Rhododendron vialii is the source of this 2110-nucleotide messenger RNA. RefSeq names its product protein GRAVITROPIC IN THE LIGHT 1. Gene Ontology annotation, biological process: response to red or far red light; negative gravitropism. The transcript is spliced from 5 exons. The record is from RefSeq and is a predicted model, not a curated record. The coding region runs from base 128 to 1813 and encodes 561 amino acids. NCBI's taxonomy places the organism in Eukaryota, Viridiplantae, Streptophyta, Magnoliopsida, Ericales, Ericaceae.
CUUUUUGAGAGUGAACGUAGCAUAGUACAGUACAGUACUUACAAAUUAAAUCAAGUUGAGAACAGAGAUCCCCCAACUCCUCGAUCUGCUUUUUCAGAGACUUCUAAAAAUCUCUUGUUUGGAACCAAUGUUCCCUACUGUGUUAUUUCGGCCCUUCCGGCAGGACAAUUCCAGCAGGAAGAAGAGAAGUCAAAUCCACGUGGAAACAGAAUGGACCGACCUGCACCAAAUCCGAUCCUCCAUUCCGUUCAAAAGGGAUCCAGUGGUGUUUGAACAACCGACAGCCAACUUCUCUUUGCCAUCCCACGCCACCACCAGAAACAGAGGAGGGAUCAAGGCCAAGAAAAUGUCGACCAGGGUCUCCAACUUCACCGAUCUGAUCCAACGCGUCACCGCCAACUGCUUGCUCCACCCCCUCUCCGCCGGCCGCCAACAACCCGAUGAAAUCUCCGACAAUGACUCCUCCGCAGACGAUAAAUGCAAGACCGAAUCCGACGAGGAAGAUCGAGAAGACGACGGAGAUGAUAAGGUUGGGCUUAGGGUUUGGGAAAACGGGGAAAAACCGACGCCGGAUGCUAGUAAGGUGAUGGAGAUGGUAAUGCUGAUGGGGGAGGUGUUCGAGGCGGUAUCGGCGGCGAAGAGAGCGUACGUGAUCAUGCAGGGGGCGCACAGUCCUUGGGAUCCGGACAAGAUGAGGGCGGCGGACGCGGCGGUGGUGGCGGAGCUGCGGCGGUUGGGGGUUUUGAGGGAGAGGUUUAGGAGGAGUAGUGUGGGGAGGGAAUUGGUGCGUGGUGGUGGGAGGAGGAGGUUGGGGAACGGGGGAGUGACGGUGAGGGAGGUGGUGGCGCCGUACGAGGCGGCGGUGGAGGAGCUGAAGGGGGAGGUGAAGGCGAAGGAGAGGGAGAUCGAGAGUUUGAGGGAGAAGCUGAAGACGGCCACUAGCGUCAGCGGUGGUUCUGGUGGGGGGAAGAAGGGCAGGUCGAGUCAGUCGAGGAGGAAAGUCAGCUGCAGUAGUCAAGCUCAUGGUCAUGCUUCGCCGGCGCCGGAGCUAUUCGAGACCACCAUGGCUUCAGUAACCGAAUCCGGCAAGUCCUUCACAUCGCUCCUCCUCUCCCUCAUGCGCUCCGCCCACUGGGACAUCGCCGCCGCCGUCCGCUCCAUCGAAUCCGCCGCUACCCCCUCCGCCGACCCAACCGACACCACCACCCCUUCCCUCCUCGGCCCCCACCACGCCAAGUACGCCCUCGAGUCUUACGUCAGCCGCAAGGUCUUCCAGGGCUUCGACCACGAGACCUUCUACAUGGACGGCUCCCUCUCCUCCCUCCUCCGCCCCGACCAGUUCCGCCGCGACUGCUUCACCCAGUACCAGGACAUGAAGUCCAUGGACCCCGUCGAGCUCCUGGGGGUCCUGCCCACGUGCCACUUCGGCAAGUUCUGCUCCAAGAAGUACCUCUCGAUCGUCCACCCGAAGAUGGAGGAGUCCUUGUUCGGGGACCUGGAGCAGCGGCGGCAGGUGGUGGCCGGGGCACACCCGAGGAGCCAGUUCUACGGGGAGUUCGCGCGGCUGGCGAAGGCGGUCUGGCUGCUGCAUCUGCUGGCGUUCGCGAUGGAGCCGCCGCCAAGCCAUUUCGAGGCGAGCGUCGGGGCGGAGUUUCAUGCGGAGUAUAUGGAGAGUGUGGUGAGGUUUGGGAAAGGACGAGGAGGAGGAGGAGGGGGCGUGGGGCAGGUGGUCGGGUUCGGGUUGAGUCCCGGGUUUAAGCUGGGGAAUGGGUCGGUCAUCAAGGCCAGGGUUUAUUUGGUGCCCCGGAAGUGAGGCUGGGUCGGUGGUUGUUAGCGGGUCACGUGGAUGUAUUGAUAAAUGUACUAGUACUACUAGAUAGGCUCGAGUCGUGUGACUAGGAAUUAUUCCCUUUUCGAAAAAAAAUGAAGAAAAAAAGAGAGGCUAAAUGGAUCACUUUUGAAUGAUUGUUUGCCUUUUCCCCCCCCUUUGGAAUGGUCCUUUUUUGGUAGGUCUUGCUUGUUUCCACUAAGAAGAGAAACCUUGUUUUCUGCUUGAGAUAUUUUUCAAUUUAUAAUGUUUUUAUAUCAAAUGACAAAUAUGAUUUUAUUU